Messenger RNA from Dictyostelium discoideum AX4, 369 nucleotides. RefSeq lists its product as hypothetical. The record is from RefSeq and is a predicted model, not a curated record. The transcript is spliced from 2 exons. Lineage: Eukaryota; Evosea; Eumycetozoa; Dictyosteliales; Dictyosteliaceae. Bases 1 to 369 code for a protein of 122 amino acids.
AUGAAUGUCGACGAUAUAUAUGCUGAUAUUAUAAUUGAAAGUGAAAAUGAUCAAGAAAAUGAUAUGAAACAAUCUGAUGAAAAUUCACAAUCACCAACAUUAAAAGAAGAUCAUCAUAAUAAAAUUAAAGAGUUUGAAGAAAUUAUAGAAAAUAAUCUCAAAGAGAUUUCAAACCUCAAAAAAGAAAUUGAAUCAAAAGAUAAUGAAAUUGAAACUCUAUCUAAACAAACAUCAUUAUUAGAAAUACAAAGAAAAGAAAAGGAAAUAAAUAGUUUAAGAGAUGAAUUAUCAAAUAGUAAUAAAAAAGUUCAAUCGUCUAACCCUGCAAAUAACCGUCAACACAUAAAUUAUGAAAUGCCUAAAAAAUAA